Molecule: messenger RNA, 339 nt
Organism: Funneliformis caledonium
Lineage: Eukaryota; Fungi; Glomeromycota; Glomeromycetes; Glomerales; Glomeraceae
Source: the annotation of a GenBank genome assembly
AUGGAUAAAAAAGAUCGUAAUGGAUUUCAUAGAUCCUUACAGGCUAAAGGGAAUUGUAAUACCUUAUGGCCACGAAGGCAAGAUGGUAAACUUACCAUCUGGUUGUUCGAUUCUUAUCAUCACUGUAUGAACACAACAGCUCUUCUUUGGACAUACAGCAUAAGUCAAUCUCCAAAAGUGAAAUGCAAUUACAAGGCAAAUCCUCCAAUGAAGAAAUUUGAAAACCAGGUCACAUAUCUGAAGAAAAUGCAGUUAGUCCUUGUGGGAAAAUUACUGAAAAUAGGGAAUUGGAAGGAGGAAACUCCUCCAGCCAUGGUAAAUCUCACACUCUCCGCUUAG